Phaethon lepturus (White-tailed tropicbird) is the source of this 923-nucleotide messenger RNA. Its product is annotated as protein FAM208A-like. Gene Ontology annotation, cellular component: nucleoplasm. The transcript has 9 exons. The record is from RefSeq and is a predicted model, not a curated record. The annotation marks the transcript as partial. Gene Ontology annotation, biological process: negative regulation of gene expression, epigenetic. NCBI's taxonomy places the organism in Eukaryota, Metazoa, Chordata, Aves, Phaethontiformes, Phaethontidae.
GUUUUCAUCCAGAGUCGGAAGAGUCACAUUCCCUUUUGCAGACAGCAGUUUCGGUGCUGCAGAGCUCCUACUUGUACUCUACAUCUCAGGACGGUUUUCAGUACAGCCAAGCAAUUCUGGUGGAAAAUGAUGUUUUUCUAAGUGAGCUCAAAGCUUUUGCCCAAGCAAAGGAAGCUGCCAGUUACAGCCAGGAGGAGCUGGAGGAGACCUUUGCGUUUCUCCUGUUUGAUAAUGAAGAAAAGGCAAAAGAGGUGUGUCAGACAGGCCUCCGUGUAAACAGCAGUUCUAUUUCCACGCUUGGUGACCCAGCAAAAGGGGUUUAUAUUUCCAAGUAUGCAGACUGUCUUCAUCCGAGACCCUGGUAUCAUGGAAAAUCAGGCUAUAUUGUCAUUUGUAAGCUAAUUAAGGGCAAGGUCAAGGUGGUAUCUGAGAAUUACACAACCAGCUAUACCUGCCCGUCUCCUGGCUAUGACUGCCAUGUCGCCAUGAGCAGAAACAACAUACCAUCAAAGACCAGCCACUGCCAGGCCUUCGAACAGAGCCAGUAUUACGUGUAUGAGGUGUCCGAUGGCAGCACUGCCGAGCGGCCCAGGCAGAUCUGCCCGUACAUAGUCGUCGCCUGCCAGUACAGGGAGCCGAAGGAAAUGCCGGUCUUAGCUAUAGAGAGCCUACCUGAGUUAAAUCACAAAGCAUUGUACUAUCCAUGGAGGGGGCAGCUUUCCAUCCGGGGCCAGCUUUUGUGCAACAUCGCCCUGAGGACCCCAUACAGCUCCACGAUUCCAGCCCAGCUGCCUCCCAACCUGGACAUUAACCAUGUCAUGGGUUUGUCUGACUUGAAGAAAAAGCUACCAGAAGCUGUGUUUGGGAAAAGAAAUUACAUUGAGAAUGAAGGUGAGUGCAAAACCUAUCGGCAUGAUGAGUAA